GAAGCCCGUAGCCCACCCGACUAAGUUCUUUUACGAAGCAGAAACCCACAGUUGAUGGUCAGCCGCCCGCAACGUUAACAGCUCGACCAGUCGAAGUAUCCGUGUUUACCAGCUGUUGCUGUAAGGUUCAUAACGAAGAGGUUUAUUGGAGAGUAUGACUCAUCGCAAGCCAAAGGGUCAAAUGAAAGAUCGUAUCCUGGAAAGCCGGGUCACGUGGGGAGACGGUUUCGUGUUAGUUUACUCCAUCACUGAUCGCAGGAGCUUCAAGUCGAUCAUGACAUAUCACCAAAUGGUGUGCAGUAUUAAACCCAAACCUGUUGUUGUACUACUGGCUAAUAAAAGUGACUUGGAACACAAGAGAAAGGUACUGAAAUCAGAAGGCCGACAACUGGCCGAGGCAAUGAAGUGUCCAUUCUACGAGUGUUCGGCUUCCGAUGGAUUCCGACAAAUAACCGACGCUUUUAAUGAUCUUUACCGCGAAGGACUGCGGAAAAAGAAGGAACGAAAGUACUCCCUAUCACCGCGACCACUUCGAAGUGCAAUGGGGAAAUUAUUUCGACGUAACAGUUCAAAAGGAAACUUGCUGACCGCGGGACCUUACAUUUAGGGAUUACUUAGAAAAUAUGGCGGCCAUCUUGGACCGCGAGGCAUUAUGGGGGGUCAAGGGAGGCAACACAAAACAAAGAUAGUGGGUAGAGUUUCGUUUGUAAAGGUGAUAGAUGAGUCGUCUUUGGU
Messenger RNA from Actinia tenebrosa (Australian red waratah sea anemone), 735 nucleotides. Its product is annotated as ras-related and estrogen-regulated growth inhibitor-like. The record is from RefSeq and is a predicted model, not a curated record. Lineage: Eukaryota; Metazoa; Cnidaria; Anthozoa; Actiniaria; Actiniidae. Gene Ontology annotation, molecular function: GTP binding; GTPase activity.